UACGAGUAUUUGUUGGGCUCUAUGCAUAGAUUAAUAAAUUAUAAGCCGCUUCUCUGAAUGGAGUCGCUCUGAUUACACUCAAAGAAAUUUGGUGCACAGCUAACUUUAAUGUUGAAUAAGUCGUAAAGCCUAUGUAUUUUAAUGUAUAAAAAAUGUUCCAAUGAAGUCAAUUAGAUUUCCAAAUUGUAAAUACAUUUUAAUUGAUUUGAUAUGAAUUACAUGAUAAAAGCAUACUAGUAUUAGCCUAGAGCCACGCAAUUGAAAAUUAGUUUGAGCGUGAUCACCGAUGAUUUAGGAUGUAUACAAAGCUUUUGCUUACUUUCUGGCUAACCAUGCAAUUUGUCAGCAAAACAACUGCCAUGCUUGAGUUUAAAAACAUAAAGUGUGAGUCUGUGGAUAAGGAAUUUUCCGAGUUUGAAUACUGCUAUCUAAAGUCUGUGAACAGGACAUACAAGUAUAUUUCGGUUAAAAUUAAAUUGCUACAAUUGCCAAUAACCAAUGUUAAGGUUAAUGGAGCACUGUACCAACGACUCAAUGGAUACAAGCCCUUUCUGUACAACAUAACAGUGGAUUGUUGCAAGUUCCUCAAGAAUCAGAAGUACAGUCCCAUUGCUAGCUUCUUAUUCGACACCUUCAAAGGAUUUUCGAACAUAAAUCAUUCCUGUCCCUUCAAUCAUGACAUAAUACUGGAUAAACUAACUGCAGAGUCGGUAUAUCACCGUUUUACUAAUAUUCUACCUUUUCCCGAAGGGGACUAUAUGCUUCAAUUAAACUGGUUUACAUCUGGCAUCAAUCGAGGCAUAUUUAAAGUUUUUGUGUCACUCAAAAUUUGAAUAUUUCAACGAUAAUUAUA
Messenger RNA from Drosophila sechellia, 853 nucleotides. RefSeq lists its product as uncharacterized. The transcript is spliced from 4 exons. The record is from RefSeq and is a predicted model, not a curated record. Bases 297 to 833 code for a protein of 178 amino acids. Lineage: Eukaryota; Metazoa; Arthropoda; Insecta; Diptera; Drosophilidae.